UUGUCCCCUUUUUCUUCCUCUUUAGGGGUGGAGGCACAUGAUUUGUUAAGGCUUGUACUACAGAUGGUUUAGAGACCAUGCCGACAAAUCAUGUUUCUUCAUUCAAAAGAAGUGUCUCAAUUAGAUGGGUUAUAAAUAUUGUCCGUUUCUCUUUUCAUUUAACCGACAUCAUUCUAGUUUUUGGAGAUUUUUUGUUUCUAUUUCUCUUGUUGAAAUUGGUCUGGUCACAAUUUGAUAUUCAGUAUAAACAGCCUGAAAACUUAAAAACAGGUUAAAGGGGAUUCUAUAUAUGUUUCAGAAUUUCAUAUCAUAUCUUAAAUUCACUUAAAAUAUCUCAAAAUCUGCUGAGUGGCUUGAUGGUUGUUUAUUAUGCAAGGAUGAUGGAUCUUGAGGAGGGUUCAGGACCAGAGGACAGUGACACUAAACUACUUGAACAGGCCCACUUCACAGAGAUUCCAGAAGACUCCACAAGCGCCGAGGCAAAUGGCUCUGUUCAGCGCCAGAUGAUGAGUAAAAACAGGUGGUGUAGCAUAGUAUAUCGACGAGGGCAAAAGCAACUCGCCCGUCUUUUCCUGAAGGAAGCAGAGCAUGCCUUGCAGUUGGCAUUGAAUGAGGAGACCUAA
This is a messenger RNA of Ilex paraguariensis (yerba mate), 623 nucleotides long. The record is from the annotation of a GenBank genome assembly. Lineage: Eukaryota; Viridiplantae; Streptophyta; Magnoliopsida; Aquifoliales; Aquifoliaceae.